This is a messenger RNA of Amoebophrya sp. A25, 4357 nucleotides long. NCBI's taxonomy places the organism in Eukaryota, Dinophyceae, Syndiniales, Amoebophryaceae. The record is from the annotation of a GenBank genome assembly.
UGAAGCUUUAUUGUAAUAAUUUCCCGUCCUUUAUGGAUGAAUUCCGGUAGCCCCACAGAAGUAUCUUGAUCUACUUCUAGUUAGGGCCCUGUGGUAAAGGAUCAAAUAUCGAGAAUGGGCCGUCGUGUGGUUCGGUUGUUGUCCCUGGCCGGAACGGCCAACGCCGUGCUCAAGGAGAGGCCCGUGUCCAAGGUGAUCAAGCUGUUGAAAGACAUGCAGACGCAGCUCGAAACGGAGGGCGAAGAAGACCAAGCAACGUACAAGAAGAUGGGCUGCUGGUGCAAGACCACAAAGAAGGAUACAAAAGCAUCAAUCGAAGCCAACAAGAGGUGCAUCAGCCAGUCAACAGCCAAUAUAGAAGCAGCGACAGGGCGAAAAGCAGCUGCUGCAGCAGAAGUGAAAGCACUGGAAGCAGCUAUUGCGGAAAAUACAGACGCAUUAGAAAACGCCAAGGAAAUGAGGGCGAAGGAGCUUGCUAGGUAAUGUCGUCAUAAUAUUAAGCCACCAGCAGAUGACGAAGUAUGUAAUAUUUAUUUGGUGGUGUGAGUGGUUACGAAUACGAGGCAAUGCCACCAAAAAAGCCGAAAACGAAUUUUUAUGAAAAUGCUCAGUAAAUAUCGUUGUUCAGUCCUUGACCUUAUCCUCUUGUACGCAAAGAUCCGUUGCGGCGACGGUGAUUAAGAACAACCAUCUGCAAAAAUUACAGACCGGAAGGAACACCAUCUCGCCGUAUCUCAGAAAUAUCUUCUUCUACAUCAAUACAACAGUUUCUCAACGGAGGAGCGGGAGAUGAUACAAGCUAUUGGCGCAUUGAAAUCAGCGGUUACGGUUCUGAAAAAACACAACUCCUUCCUGCAGACAGACGAAAAAUAUCAGCAAGUCCGAAACACACUAGUAUCCAAUAUUUAUGGUGGUUUAUUUCAAUCUUCACUACCAACAAUAUCCAAGAAUGUGCUUUGUGAGAGCGGCAUGCGUAAGUACUUAGUUCGUAGUCUCUCUCAACAGAAAAUUUCUUGGAUAUUGCCCUCACAAAAGAAACUACGUACUAGAUCUAAUACAAGCAGCUCAUGAACCUCAAGCACCGAGGAGAGUUAUCUGAUGGCCAGCAGCAAACUAUUCAAGAGUUCAUCCAGCAGCCCAGCUUCUCCGCCUACAGGUGAGCAAAAUAUGGAAAAUCUAAAUUUUCUAAAGAUUUGAACUUCGAUAUACAUCAACAAUCUAUAUACAACAUCUGUCCGCAUUGAGUAGUGGUAUUCGUUUCCGAUUUUUAGACUAUUCGCAAAAGGGUUAUUUCCAUACACAAUUACUUCCAUAAAAUAGUUCCCAGUCCGGCGAAAUUUUCGGUAUUCUGGAGAAUAUGCUCGAUACGUUCACCGCGGAUUUAAAGGAGUCUAGGGAAACGGAAAUGACCGCUAUUGCCCAGUUCACAGCACAGAAGAAGAUGAAAGAAGACAUGAUCGCUAAGGUACUUGUUGAGAACCCUUCGUUGUACUUGACGAUUUGUUCCUGUCGUGUAACCUGGACGAUCUUUCCUGUCGUGCAUCAUGUUUUGGAAAUUCUAAAUUUUCUAAAGGUACUUCUGAAUCAACCGGAUGAACCCUUAUUACCUUGUACACGACCUUGUUGUGAGCAGUCUCUUCGUGUCAUCCACUACCUCGAUGUGAGCAGUCUCUUCGUCAUCCACCAUUUCCUCGACCCCUCCCCCGCCCUUCAGGACAACGCUUCCCUGAAGAAGGAGAAGGGGAAGUUCGCUGAAGCCAGCAAGUCACUGGCUGAGAAUACUGCCAAGAAGGCCGAAUGCGAAGCUGGACUGGAGGCAGAUACGACGACGCUAGCGGAAGCUACCGAGACUUGCACUCUCGCUGAUGCAGAAUUCGCAGAGCGAACCAAGGCACGGGCUGAGGAGAUGGAUGCCGUUGCGAAGGCUCUUGAGUUCCUGAACUCGGAUUUAUGGCCCCACGUUGCAAAAAGAAAUAGCCAGUAGUAGUGUCUUCUAAACCCCUGGAGUGGGUACAUUCAUUCAUUCAUUCAUACUCAGCUGUACACUAGCACACUGUACGUACACUAGGCGUGGGCAUCCGCCACUAGCAGUAGGAGGAGUGAUCCUUUUCGAAUAUACGUGAAUAUGUUGUUGUUUUUAACUGGUCUUUCUUUUUUCUAGUUAGGUCCGUCGGCGCCACCACGAAUAGGUUGUUUUUAACGCUUGCAUCAUCUUCUAAUCUACGAAGCUCAUGCUAUGUUCGGUCGCGCCCUAGGGUUCCUGCAGGUCGAGAACAAAAAUUUGUCAAACGUGGAGCGAGCCCAGCAAAUUUUGCGUCGCGCCGGAAACCGAUUCGCCAAUAAGGAGUUGCUCAUCUUGGCGCAGAAGGUAACUUUUUUGAAUUUCGCCUCAGAAUGAUCAAUAGAGGUAAAAAACGCCGCUCAAUUUCAUGUAUUUUUCCAUUUCAUGUAUUUUUGAUCCGAAGACAACGACCAGCAUCCCCUUCCACUUCGAGGUGAAAUCCAACGCCUUCGCCCCAGUCAUUCUCGCAAUUGACCAAUUGGUCAAGGAUAUCACGAAGCAGAUGGCCGACGAUGUCAAGCAGAAGGAUACGUGCACGAGCGAAAUCAACGAGCGCACCGCAUUGACCACCGCCCUCGCGAACGAUAUUGCUAACCUCGCUGCCGCCCAAGAGCGCCUUGAGAUCAAGAUCCAGGGUCUCGAACAGGGAAUGAAGGAAACUGAGGAAGCCAUCGAGAAGGAGGAGGCCGGAUUGAAGGAACUGAGUGAGAUCCGCGCACAAGAAAACCAGGACUACCAGGUGGCGCUUGCGGAUGAGAAGGCUUCGAUCAAGGUCUUGAAGAAGGCCGAGGAAGUGCUGGCCAAGGUACUACUAAAAUCUAAAGUUUAUAGACGAUUUUUGAGAAUGAGAUGUAGAUCUAGAUUCUGCAGUUGCAACUUGAAGAACAUAAUUUAUGACUUAAGCUUUAUACAUUUUUUUCCUCAAACUCCUCUCAACUACAAGUACAACCAGGUCUACGCUCCCAAGCUUCUCCUCCAAUCUUCUUCCGAUUCUUCUUCCGCCCAACCGGCUUUCAAGAGUUACGAGAAGAGUGGUGGCGGCAACAAGGUUCUCUCGAUGAUCGCGAGCAUCAUCGCCGAUGCCGAAAAGAGUGCAGCAAUCCGCAUUCAGAACGAGAAGGCAGCCCAAUCCGAAUACGAGAAAGCCGUGACGGACGCCAACCUGUCCAUCAAGGACAAGAAGGCGCUUCACUCGCAGUUGCGGGAUGAAAAUUAUGAUGAGGACUCAAUAUUAUAGCUGGAUCAUGGGGUAAACUACACUUUAACAUGCAUUAUAGCUGGAUAAGAAAGGGAUUCCAAAAUUUAAUCUGUUUCAAAUGAUCAUAGAUAGCUGCAGGCUCUGCCUUCUAAACUAAUCUAUUAGUUUUAGUAGAUUUCUGCACUGGUCGAAGUAGCCUCACAGUUGUAGCGUUAGUAUCAUGUUGUGUGCUCUAACCCACGGCCAGCGCUGAAGAGGACCUGCAAGAAAAGACGGAGAAGAAGAAGUUCGCGAUCGAUGAGAAGUACAAUGAGGACUUGCAAUUGAAGCAGUGGAAUGCCGACUGCAAGUUCUUGUUCGACAACUUCGCCUCCCGCCAGGAGCACAUGACUGGCGAAAUCGAGGCGCUCAACGAGGCAAAGUCUUUCCUGCAAGGAAUGAAAAUUUGAGGAGCUAGAGUUUGCUUAGAAAUGUAGAAGUCGUUUUAGAAUAAGCACUUUGCUGACGCUGAGGUUGGCGCAUUUAGAUUCUGUUGCGUAGUAAAACAGUGUAGACGCAUAUUUGUACUUGUUGGUGCAUAGGUAGAUUCACAAGAAUGUUUUUCUCACGUCUGUUUCGUUGUUUUUGAUUUAGAUUUUUCAUAGCACAUACUUACACAUUAUAUAUAAAGUUUUCAAAAUGUACGAGUGUUGACACAGAGUGUGGUGAGCCGAUCUAGGCGAGGUCAUUUCGAACAGUAGUUUCGGUUUGAUAGAUUUGACAAUGGCAUUGACACUCUUCCCAAAUUUUUAUGACUUGGCAUCAUUCUGACUUGAAUUUUUAUAGACAUUGGCUUUGGCAACUAUCAAGAAAGAAUGGAACAAUAAAAUCACUAUCACAUCUGGUAUGGAAAGUGGAGGGUGUUGAUGUGGAGGCAUGGACUAAAGCUAUCACAUCACCCCUCACGACGGACUCAGUAAUUGGUAAAGACUUGCAUCAAGACGAGUGAGCUCGGUCAUUUUGGUACACCGCACACCGGGGUCAACUACCGAUAGAGAAACUUCUAGGGCCUAGCUGGCAGCAGCAGGAAUGCCAUUCGCCCGAACUGUCGACGUCAG